GGAGAUUGUUAGAUUAUUGGACUUAUACUACAUGUAAUAUUCACAAUAUAUUAUUUAUCGGGUUUAAUUGUAUGUUAUAUGCUAUCUUAUAUUUAGGCCCAAAAUUAGUGGUCCUAUGGAUAUUAAUUUAAGUGGGCUAAUAAGUUAUCUAAUAAGGUAUAGGGCCCAAAUGUGUAGAGACCCAUGGGCUUGACAUAAUCAAUGAUGGGCUGAUUAGGGUUAAGCACUCUCUAUAAAUAAGGGGUUAUGGUCCCUAGUUGUACACGUCAUUCCGUCUUUCUGCAUCCCAUCGCUAGAGAGAUAAUUCCCGAGGGCGUGUAUCAGCUAGAAACGCAAACCCUAGCCUCCGUCUCCCGGAUCUCCAAAGGUGAUCUUCCAUGGAGUCAGGUACGCUUCCGCUCAAGUUAAUUCUCUAGAUAAUUUCAAUAUGAAGAUUAAAGUAUUUAUGGAUUUAUUCCAACAUUAAAGGUCCAUGUCCUUAAACUUAUCAUUUUUCGUGUCGUUAUUCGUUAAUGCUCUAAAGCUUGCACUAAUAACAAAACUUCUUUUGAUUUUUCUGGCCAUGUUCAGAUUUAUCCGACCGUUCUAAAGGUGUCCGUUUCCUUUCCAGAUGAACUUUAUAGGAAUUGGAAAUAGCCUAGAAACUCUCUACUAAGUCACAUUCUUGAUUUUUUACGCAUUCUUUGAAAACAAUAGCAGUAACUUUGACAACCAAAGGCAUAUAUAACCUCCAAGCAGCUUCUUGUUGCUGGUGUUGAGACUUUCUUGGUGGGAAGUUGUGAUAGCACAGUUUGUGUAUAUAGUGGAGAUUGAGAAAUGCAGGAAGAAUUGGGCCGGGUUCUUAAUCCAGGCCUUUUCCAGGUGAAUGAAGCUUCGAGCACUGGAGAACAAAAACCCUAACCAUCAUCUAUCCCAGAAUGACGAGCUUUGUUUCCAGAAAUUCUCAGCGUGAAUAUUACAUUUAUGGUGAGUGGAUUCUAAUUACUUGUUGUCACUGUGGCCACGAGUUGAAGCUGCUUACCACAUGGAGUAGUGAAAAUCCAGGUCGGGGGUUUUUCCAAUGUCCUAACUAUGAAAGACAUGGAGGAUGCAAUUUUAUGGAGUGGUUUGACCCUCCUAUGUGUCAACGAGCCAAAAGGAUAAUUCCCGAGUUGUUGAAAAGGAUUAAUCGCCAAGAUGAAGAAAUAAGAAGUCUUGAAAUGAAACUGAAGACCAUUAAAACCCAAAGUUGGCUUUGGAUGCUCUCUCUUUUUGUUUGACUAUUUCUGGAUGGGUAUUUAAUAUAUAUGAUAUCAGUUGGAUUCAGUGCGGGUGAGCAAUGAGCUGGGAGCAGGAAAUCCAAAAUCAACAACAAAGCCCGCCGUGAGACCGGUUUUUAGGGGGUUCAAUAGGUUAUACAGAAUAGAGCCUCGGAUUUACGGGCCCCAAAUUUUUAAAAAUUUAUUAGUAUUAUAUAGUAAUAUUAUACUACCUCCGUUCUUAAAUAAAUGCAACACUUUGACUUUUACACUAUUCACAUGUUGUACUUUGGCUACGUUUUAUUUAUUAAUGUAAUUAUAUUAUUUUAUGAAAAAAAUAUUGUUAAACUUGUCUCAUUGUUAAUUUUCAUAAUCUAAUUUUUUUAAUUUUUUUACUAAUACAAAAUCAUUUAUAUUAAUGGUCAAAGUUGUGUCUCGGCAAGUGUGAAAUGUUGACCGUUGCAUUUAUUUAAGAACGGAGUAAGUAUAUUAAUACUAAUUAGUAAAAUACACGAAGGAAAAUAUAGACCUAUCAUUCUUCGUUGGUCCUUUUACUUUGAUCGUUCUCUUUUAAUGAGUAUUUAAUUGAUUUGAA
Molecule: messenger RNA, 1833 nt
Organism: Cuscuta europaea
Lineage: Eukaryota; Viridiplantae; Streptophyta; Magnoliopsida; Solanales; Convolvulaceae
Source: the annotation of a GenBank genome assembly